Molecule: messenger RNA, 1497 nt
Organism: Erinaceus europaeus (western European hedgehog)
Lineage: Eukaryota; Metazoa; Chordata; Mammalia; Eulipotyphla; Erinaceidae
Gene: CKMT2
Product: creatine kinase, mitochondrial 2
Exons: 10
Coding region: 93-1352 (419 amino acids)
Biological process (GO): phosphocreatine biosynthetic process
Cellular component (GO): mitochondrion
Molecular function (GO): creatine kinase activity
Source: RefSeq, a predicted model, not a curated record
GGUCCCUGCCUGCUCCCUUGGCACUUCUUGGCGGUGUGCUUGCAGCAGGACGCUGAAAACUCCGGCUCCAAGACACUCGUCCAAGAGGAAAGAUGACCAGUGCCUUCUCGAAGUUGCUAACUGGGCGGAAUGCCUCUCUACUGUUUGCUACCUUGGGUACCAGUGCCCUGACCACUGGGUACCUGGUGAACCGGCAGAAAGUGUGUGCUGAGACCCGGGAGCAGCAAAAGAUGUUCCCACCAAGCGCAGACUACCCUGACCUGCGCAAGCACAACAACUGCAUGGCCGAAUGCCUCACCCCCUCCAUCUAUGCUAAGCUUCGCAACAAGGUGACACCCAAUGGCUACACCUUGGACCAGUGUAUCCAGACGGGUGUAGACAACCCCGGUCAUCCUUUCAUCAAGACCGUCGGCAUGGUGGCGGGUGACGAGGAGUCCUACCAGGUUUUUGCUGAUCUUUUUGAUCCUGUCAUUAAGCUAAGACACAAUGGCUAUGACCCCAAGGUGAUGAAGCACCCCACGGAUCUGGAUGCAUCCAAGAUCACCCACGGGCUGUUCGAUGAACGCUACGUGUUGUCCUCCCGCGUCCGCACGGGCCGCAGCAUCCGCGGGCUGAGCCUGCCCCCCGCCUGCUCCCGCGCAGAGAGGAGGGAGGUGGAGAAUGUGGCCAUCACUGCCCUGGAGGGCCUCAAGGGGGACCUGGCCGGCCGUUACUACAAGUUGUCUGAGAUGACUGAGCAGGACCAGCAGAGGCUCAUUGACGAUCACUUUCUGUUCGAUAAGCCAGUGUCCCCUUUACUAACUUGUGCUGGGAUGGCCCGAGACUGGCCAGAUGCCAGGGGAAUCUGGCAUAAUUAUGACAAGACAUUUCUCAUCUGGAUAAAUGAGGAAGACCACACACGGGUGAUCUCUAUGGAAAAAGGAGGCAAUAUGAAAAGAGUAUUUGAGCGAUUCUGUCGUGGACUGAAAGAAGUGGAACGCUUAAUCCAAGAACGAGGCUGGGAGUUCAUGUGGAACGAACGCCUGGGAUACAUUCUGACUUGUCCUUCGAACCUCGGCACGGGAUUACGGGCUGGUGUCCACGUUAAGAUCCCAAAGCUCAGCAAGGACCCACGCUUUUCUAAGAUCCUAGAGAACCUCAGACUCCAGAAGCGAGGCACAGGUGGUGUGGACACCGCAGCCGUGGCUGACGUGUAUGACAUUUCCAACAUUGAUCGAAUUGGACGGUCAGAGGUCGAGCUCGUGCAGAUAGUCAUCGAUGGCGUCAAUUACCUGGUGGAUUGUGAAAAGAAGCUGGAGAAAGGUCAAGAUAUUAAGGUGCCACCACCUCUUCCUCAGUUUGGCAACAAGUGAUUUUCCCUUCCCUGUUUAUAGAUCAUCUGUCUGCUGGUGUGACAGACAGACAGCAAGCACUGCUCUCUGAGAGUUUUUGUAGCCUUGGGAAAACAUGUAACACUGUAGGCUAUCUUUACAAAUAAAAAACUCUCCUUAAAAACUU